Messenger RNA from Camarhynchus parvulus, 2335 nucleotides. It is a transcript of the gene SRPX2, whose product is annotated as sushi repeat containing protein X-linked 2. Lineage: Eukaryota; Metazoa; Chordata; Aves; Passeriformes; Thraupidae. The transcript has 11 exons. The record is from RefSeq and is a predicted model, not a curated record. Bases 354 to 1814 code for a protein of 486 amino acids.
GGAAGCGCUUUUCUCGGCAGCGGGCUCGGAGCCUUCCUUCUGCAGCGGGGUCUCUCCUCCCUCCCUCCCUCCGUCCCUCCCUCUGGCAGGAGGUGGGAAAGGGGACCUGGCUCCUCCGGUUUGGUGCUCGCCCCUGCAGGCCCCGCGUUCCCGGAGCCCGUCAGGGCUGGCACGGGCUCGGCUUGGCUCUCUCCUGUGUCCAAACAGGCUCCUGGCUCUCCUGCUCGCAGAAGAAAGCCUCUUACAACUUUUUAAAGCCCCGGAGAAGCAGGAGGCGCGUCGGAAAACGGGCGAUCCUGGGAUUUAUUAUUUUUUACAAUCUCAUCAUUUUGGGCCUGACUCACGGCUUUUGAAUGUUUGGGAUGGGCAGCCAAGGGGGAAAGGCCCGCGGCUGCUCCCGGCCCCAGCACGGCGGGAGGGCUGCCCGGAACGGCAUGGCAGCCCCCGUGCUGCUGCUGCUCCUCGCCAGGCUGGUGGCAUCCACGUGGCACGAAGGCUCUGGCUACUACCUGGAGAGUCACACCAACGAAGUGUACGCAGAAGAACCCCCGCCUGAGCCCGCCCUGGAUUACCGCCGAGUGCCCCAGUGGUGCGCCACGCUCAGCAUCCACCGCGGAGAGGCCACCUGCUACUCGCCGCGGGGCAGCUCGUACCGCAGCAGCCUGGGGACACGCUGCGAGCUGAGCUGCGCCCGCGGCUACCGCCUGCUGGGUCCCAGCGCCGUGCGGUGCCUGCCCAGCCGCCACUGGUCGGGGAUGGCGUACUGCCGACAAAUCCGGUGCCACGUGCUGCCCGCGGUGCUGCGGGGCUCCUACGUGUGCUCCGCAGGCGUGCAGAUGGAUUCCCGCUGCGACUACACCUGCCAGCCCGGCUACCAGCUGGAGGGCGACCGGAGCCGCAUCUGCAUGGAGGAUGGGCGCUGGAGCGGCAGCGAGCCAGUCUGUGUAGAUCUGGAGCCUCCCAAGAUCCGCUGUCCAGACUCCCGGGAGCGCAUAGCAGAGCCGGGCAAGCUGACAGCCACCGUGUACUGGGACCCUCCCCGCGUGAGGGACUCUGCUGACGGAGUCAUCAAGAGGGUGAUGCUGCGGGGCCCGGAGCCCGGCUCGGAGUUCCCCGAAGGAGAGCAUGUGAUCCGCUACACCGCCCACGACCAGGCUUACAACCGCGCCAGCUGCAAGUUCAGCAUCCGCGUCCGCGUGAGGCGCUGCCCUGUCCUCAAGCCCCCGCAGAACGGGUACAUCUCCUGCACCUCCGACGGCAACAACUACGGCGCCACCUGCGAGUACCUGUGCGACGGGGGCUACGAGCGGCAGGGCACCUCGCUGCGGGUGUGCCAGUCCAGCCAGCACUGGACGGGCUCCCAGCCCCUCUGUGCUCCCAUGCAGAUCAACACGGACGUGAGCUCGGCCGCCAGCCUGCUGGAUCAGUUCCACGAGAAGCGCCGCCUCUUGGUCAUCUCGGCCCCCGACCCCUCGAACCGCUACUACAAGAUGCAGAUCUCCAUGCUGCAGCAAGCUGCCUGCGGGCUGGACCUGCGGCACGUCACCACCGUGGAGCUGCUGGGGCAGCCCCCGCACGAGCUGGGGCGCAUCCGGGAGCACCGGCUGUCCCUGGGCAUCAUCGAGGAGCUCAGGCGCUACCUGCACCUCACACGCUCGCACUUCAACGCGGUGCUGCUGGACAAGGCGGGCACGGACCGCGAGCGCUACAUCGCCCCGGUCAGCCCCGACGAGCUGUUCGUCUUCAUCGACACCUACCUGCUGAGCGAGCGAGAGGCGGCACGGCGGGCACAGAGCGGGGACCCCUGCGAGUGACCCGCCCUGCCCUCCGGGCACGACACCGCCCUCUCUGCUUUCCUAGUCGGCCGCUGUAGAGCAGGAGCAGGGUGCCAGGAGCUCCGGGGAAGGGGAGCCCUCCCUGGCUGCUCCGGCACACAGAACACGGGUGAGCAGGGGCUGUGUGCCAGCAGUGUGUGCCCAGAGCCAGGAGCUGUUUCCAGCUGGGGCAUGGCUCAGCCCAGCCAGGACCCUGGUGGGAGACACUGGAGGGCCCCUGCUCCAAUCCAGGGCAGGGGGGAACCAGAGGAGAGUGGCAGGGCAGGGAGGGCAGGCCGGCCAGCAGUGUGACAGCCUCGAGCACAGCAGCUUCAGCCUCCCCACAGCUCACCCUGUGCACGGCCUGGACCCAAUGCCUCCCACUCUGAAAGCCCUGAUUAAAAGCCAAUGGCCCCACGCUCAGCAGAGCCCAUAGCAGCAGCCAGCGUGCAGUCCACCCUAAAGGGCUUGCCAUCUCCCCUGGCACUCACUCCUCUGCCACCACCCACGGGGAACCCUUU